AGCAGCACUGCCCCUCUCUGUGUAGUGUGUGUCUGAGCUCUGCAUUCCCUCCAGCGCAGCACUCUGCAGCAUUGUCAGGCACUCGCUGAACUUCCAACUCCCCUCCUGCCUGGGAUACAGGGGGCACCAUGAAGAUGCUGAGGGGAGACCUCCCGCUGACCCUGCUGCACCUCUUCCUUCUAUUAGGAGGUGGCAUAGGACAGCAGGGCCAGGGUCAGAUCCCCAUUAAGGAUGGUAACCAGCCUGGCACUGGAGGUGGCACUGAGAUCUUCUUCCCCCCAUCAGACAGAAAAUCUUCCUAUCAAGAUUGUCCUGUGGAUAUUUUCUUCGUGCUGGACACAUCAGAGAGUGUUGCUCUCCGUGUGAAACCAUUCAAGACUCUUGUGACCCAAGUCAAAGAGUUUACCAAAAAGUUCAUAGAUAAGCUCACUGCAAGGUAUUACCGGUGUGACCGCAACCUUGUAUGGAAUGCAGGAGCUCUGCACUAUAGUGAUGAAAUCAUCUUAAUUAGCUCUCUGCUCAACCUAGAAAAAGACCGUGAUACCUUGAAGAGUAGAGUUGAUACAGUUGAGUACAUAGGCAAAGGUACUCACACUGACUGUGCCAUCAAAAGAGGCAUUGAAGAGAUCUUGAUUGGAGGAUCCCACCAAAGGGAGAACAAAUAUCUAGUUGUGGUGACCGAUGGUCAUCCUUUGGAAGGAUACAAAGAGCCAUGUGGUGGUCUGGAAGAUGCUGCAAAUGAAGCCAGACACCUAGGAAUUAAAGUUUUCUCUGUUGCCAUCUCACCAAACCACCUGGAACCACGUCUCAGUGUUAUAGCCUCUGAUCCAAACUACAGGAGGAACUUCACAGCCACCAGUGCUGCUGGCUUGUCUGAAGUGGAACUAGAAAACACAAUUGAUUCCAUAAUUGACACUAUUAAAGCUAACGGUGAACACGGGUGCUGCUCCUAUGAGUGUCAGCCUCCCCGAGGAAGUUCAGGUCCUCCUGGUCCCCUUGGUUAUGAGGGAGAAACUGGCAAAACUGGACUUCCAGGAGAUCGUGGACCUCCAGGAGACCCUGGCCGUACUGGUGACAUUGGACCUGUAGGCUAUCAGGGUAUGAAGGGUGACCAAGGAACCAGAGGAGAAAAGGGUGCAAGAGGAGCAAAGGGGGCAAAGGGUGACAAAGGCAAAAGAGGAACUGAUGGGAUUGAUGGACAAAAGGGAGAGGAUGGACAGCAUGGAUUCGCUGGUUGCAAAGGAUCACCUGGUUUUGAGGGAGAAUCUGGACCUGCUGGGCCGAAAGGAGAUCCUGGCUCAUAUGGACUAAAAGGAAAUAAGGGUGAAUCUGGACGUCCUGGCACUGCAGGGAAACCUGGUAAUGCUGGUGUCAUAGGAGACAAGGGAGAUCCAGGAGCAGGUGGCCAACCGGGUGAGAAAGGUGAAUCUGGAGAUGAGGGGGAUGCCGGACCUGAUGGGCCACCAGGUGAACGGGGCGGUCAAGGAGAGCGUGGUCCUCCAGGGCUAUCUGGUGCACGGGGACCCAGAGGAGAUAAGGGAGAUCCCGGCCAAACAGGAGACCAAGGUCGAGAUGGACCUGUUGGUUCAUCUGGUGAUCCAGGUGAACCAGGGCCUGGAGGAGCAAAAGGAUACAGAGGGGAUGAAGGACCAAGCGGUCCCGAGGGGCCUAAAGGACCAAGAGGAGCUAAAGGAUUACCCGGAGAGGCAGGAGUGGCAGGCGAUAGGGGUGAAGAUGGCCUCCCAGGAAAUGGAACAGAUGGUUUUCCAGGCUUUCAGGGAUACCCUGGGGCUCGAGGAGAUCGUGGCGUAAACGGAACAAAAGGGUAUCCAGGACCUAAGGGAGAUGAGGGGGAUGCUGGAGACCCUGGUGCGGAUAAUCUUGUACCUGGGGUGGUAGGGCCCAAGGGAGCAAAAGGAUACAGAGGCCAAGAAGGACCACUGGGACCUCCUGGACCUCCAGGACCACCAGGCCCAGAUGAGUGUGAAAUUCUGGACAUCAUCAUGAAAAUGUGUUCUUGCUGUGAAUGCACCUGUGGUCCCAUUGAUGUCCUCUUCGUUGUUGACAGUUCUGAGAGUAUUGGAAGUUCUAAUUUCCAGAUAGCCAAGGAGUUUAUCAUAAAGGUCAUCGAUCGACUGAGCAGAGAUGAACACGUCAAGUUUAACACUGGGGAAUCUCGAGUCGGAGUGGUACAGUACAGUCACGGAAAUACUCAAGAAUCUGUAGCCAUGGGAGACCCCAACAUCAGCACCAUUGGCCAACUGAAGGAGGCAAUUAAGAACUUGGUCUGGAUAGCAGGAGGCACAUGGACUGGGGAGGCACUUGCGUUUACCAAAGAUAAUCUACUGAAACGUUUUGCAUCUGAUAAGAGAGUGGCUCUUGUGUUGACAGAUGGUCACUCUGAUAUCCUGAGAGACAGAACACCACUCAAUACCCUGUGUGAUGUUACUCCGGUGGUUUCUCUUGGAGUAGGAGACAUCUUCCAGUCUCCUCCCAACCCUGACCAAUUGGGUGAUAUUUCUUGCGGUGGAACAACAUAUUCAAAGGGACUAUCUUUACAAAGGACAAGCUAUACAGAGCUGCUGGAAGAUGGUUUCCUACAGAAUGUCACUGCUCAUAUCUGCAAAGAAAAGAAAUGCCCAGAUUACACCUGUGCCAUUAAAUUUGAAGUUCCUUCCGACAUCACUCUUCUUGUGGAUAGUUCUACCAGUGUUGGAAGCAGAAACUUCGAGAUGAGCAAAGGCUUUGUAAGGCGCCUCGCAAAACGCUUCCUAGAAGCGGAAAGUCCAGCAUUCGACUCUGUGCGUCUUUCGGUGGUGCAGUACAGUGGUCAAAAUGAACAACGGGUUGAGGUACAGUUCCUUUCCAACUACACAGAGGUUGUGGAUGCAAUCGAUAAGAUGAAGUUCAUCAACGGUGGUACAGAUGUUGGAGCAGCGCUACGUGCGGCAACAGAUCUUUUCCGUGAGGAUGCAGCACCUGGAUCAAGCAAGAAGCUACUGUUGUUCUCAGAUGGCAACACCCAAGCAGAGGACACUCUUCUAAAGGCUGUGCAAGAUGCUCGAGCUGCAGGCAUUGAGAUCUCAGUAUUGUCAGUAGGAAGUCGCCCACAUGAAGAUAAUCUACGAGUGCUGCUAACUGGUGCUUCUGCAGAUUCUAGAGCUCCCUUCAGUGAAAGAAGCCUGUUCAGAAUCCCCGAUUAUUCCUCUCUACUUAAAGGUGUCUUCUUCAAGACCGUGAGCCGCAGGGUAUCUCUGAAACGCCAGUAAAUUUACAGCCCAACUCUUCCUGACACAAUAGGCCUGAAUUGCCAUUCGGCCAUAUGCGCUGUGAUCCAAGAUAAUAACGAAUAGGUACAACUUUACAUUCUGGAUUGUAAUCCUAUCACAGACUCUCAUACCUUUUCUCAAAAAUGUAAAUCAUCACAGUUGUGCCACUUUCAAAUUGCUCUUAAUAUUUUAGAUUUAUCUUGCACCAGAGAUAUGGAAUGAAACAGCCAAACAUUUUGAUACCCCAGAGAAAUCUCAGGUGCCAUCAAGUUAGAAUUAUAAAACAUCAAUGAUACUUCAAACUCAUUUCCAUUACAAUAUUUUAAAAGGUAUGAGAGGUGUGCCGCAAGUGUUAUGUGCAAUAUGUCUGCACGAGUAUGUGUGCAGUACAUUGAAUUCUUCACAUAACCAUAAUAUGGCAGCAUUUUAGCGUUCAUACUACAGUCUUAACAUUUGGAACCCCUACAGUUUUUAACAACUUUAGAUGACUAUAGGUAGGGUUCUAUGGAGAGCCAUGUUUGAAUUAGUAGAAUUAGGGGUGUUUCGGAGGCUCGAGGCCGUUGUAAGAAAGUUAAAAUGCAGCUAUGUUAUAGAAGCCAUAAACACAGUUAAGCAGUAUGUUGAGGCCCAUCAUGAAAAAAUAAAAGAUUGCCAUUAAAUUAGCUGUAUAGCAAAUGAAGACAUCGGAAGCACUGUAAAUUUGAAUACUACUUUAAAUAGAUAGGACCACUAUACUGUAUCACAAAGAGUGCCUUAAAACAAAAUGCAAAGAAGCAACGCUGUAGAAAGGUAUCCGUCACCUAUGCACAUGACCAUUUUGUAAGCUAAUUAGACUAUGGGAUUGUACAGUAUGUCAUGUGACUUAUCCCUACUCAGUUCCUACUGAUCCUAAAUGCUGCAUUCUUAAAGUGUACCUAAACUUAUAAAGUUUUUGAAAACCUACCGUAUAUGCCCUAAAAAGAUUUUUCUAAAACACUUUUUCUUUUCUUAUUUUUUCCAUGCGAUAUAGGCACCUGGAGUUCAGGUGCCUAUAGCGCUUGCAAUCAGACCCCUGCGGCCUCAAAGAGCACUGUAUAAACAAGAGCUUUGUAGUACAUCACUGCUCCUUUCUGUACCAGGGCAACUUUUCUAAAGCCUGCCAUAGAUGUGCUAUGCCAGUCUUUAGCAGAGUGGGCACAGGCAGAAGAGUGAUGCGCUGAGAUCCUGCACUGUGCCUGCUUGUUCCGCUCUUCUAAAGCCUUGCAUGGUACAGGGUCUAGCAGAGCGAGGGAGCACAGCGCAGGAGUUCAGUAUAGCACAUUGCUCCUCUUCCUGUGCCCGCUCUCCUAAAGCCAGGCUUUAAGACAGCAUCGCUGGUACAGACAGGUGCAGCAAUGUACUGUGAAGCUGUUGCCUAUACAGCGCUCUUUGUGGCCACAGGGGUCUGAUUGCUAAGCGGUAUUGGAACCUGAACUCCAGACAGUGGAGCUCCUCCCUGUACAAUGAUGUUGCAGGGGGAUACAUAUGCCCUGGGAGUACAGAUUGCAAAACAAAUUAAAAUAUCAAUAAUGUAUAAUAGAAAAAAUCAUUUUAGGGCAUUCACAGAAGGUUUUAAUAAACUUUGGGGGUCAUUUAUGAAAAAAACGCCUCUUUUCUCGAGUGCCUCAUUCCCCAUUUUCUAUGCCUGUUUUUGGCGUAGAAAAUGAAUUAUAUCUACGCCAAAAAUGAACGGCCAUGGGGUCAUGCGCCUAGGCCGGUGUCUCUACAUAACUUAGGUGUACCAAGCUGCAGCAGACAGGGACUAAGACCAGUGUCUAAAUCCCCGGUCUUAGUAAAUGUCCCCCUUUAUGUAUAAGUUUAGGUAGAGUCUAAGACCAUCUCUGUGUAUAGAAGACCAUAGAAGACGAAGAAAGAGCAUGCAGGUGAUAAGAUUGAUAGAUAAGGUAGUGGGAGGCCGUAGGGAUGCACAGCAGUAAUAACAUUUGAUACAAGUUUGUGGAAGUUGAAGCAAUUUAUUUGACAUUAAAAAAUAAUACAAAGAACAAAUAAAACAUAGAACAAAAAAACAUAGCUUUUUAUUGCCUAGAUUCGGUAUAAUACCAAAGAAGAUUACCGUACGUCAUGUAUUGGUUUAAUUUCAUGUGGUACAUCCCUAUAAUCCCCGCAACUCUCUGAAAUGUAAUUUUCUUCCUAACGUUAUGGCGGUCUGUUCAAAAAUUCUGCCAUUACUCCAAAAAAUUACCCAGCAUAACUUGACACUUCUAGCCCCAAACCGAAAUCUGUGAUGCCACCCUAUGAAAUAUAUAUGAAAAUAUCAGAUUGACAUUGAAGAAAAUAGUGCAAAUGUGGGUAUAAUUUUGCUCCAAUAAACCCGGAUAUUGUUUUAAUGUCUCCUUCAUUUUACUUUCGCAAAACACAAGCAGAUCAAAACAGGUGUCACGGGGACCAUGAUGUCUUAUCCUUGAACUAACAGAGAAUUACAGAAACCCAUUUGUUCUCAGUGCAAUCUUAAAUGUAAACCUGGGUUUGAGACAAUCACCCUGACAGUAAAGGGUUAAACAAUUUUCUUCGUAUUGGUGCUAUAUUCAGGGAAAUGAAGAACAUGGUAUUUUAUGACCAUUAUUCCAUGGGUUGUGACACUUGCUGUGGGGUUAAUGAAAUGCACUAUGUUGUUCCAAGACCCUUGUAUGGUUCAGUCUCUGCUCAUUUUGGUCUCCAAAUAAAGGGUUUUACAACC
Bufo gargarizans (Asiatic toad) is the source of this 5985-nucleotide messenger RNA. It is a transcript of the gene COL6A1, whose product is annotated as collagen type VI alpha 1 chain. The transcript is spliced from 35 exons. The record is from RefSeq and is a predicted model, not a curated record. Lineage: Eukaryota; Metazoa; Chordata; Amphibia; Anura; Bufonidae. Bases 129 to 3269 code for a protein of 1046 amino acids.